Molecule: messenger RNA, 3975 nt
Organism: Canis lupus familiaris (dog)
Lineage: Eukaryota; Metazoa; Chordata; Mammalia; Carnivora; Canidae
Gene: COL8A2
Product: collagen type VIII alpha 2 chain
Exons: 3
Coding region: 238-2334 (698 amino acids)
Molecular function (GO): protein binding
Source: RefSeq, a predicted model, not a curated record
CGCCCAGUGGGUGAGAAUGGCCGCUCCUCUGCUCCUCUCUGGGGCCCGGGCUGCCUCCUAGUCCUGAGCAGCUGGGGGACCCCUAGUCAGGCAGGGAAGAAUUUUCUGGAAGGCCAGAAAAUUGGCUUUGAGACUUGCCUGAGGUCCUGGCCUUUGGCUGGCAGCCAGUCACCUGAGUGUCGGAAGUGGAGAAGGUGCUGCUUUGCAGGAGGAGAAACUGAGCAGGUCGGCGGAGCCAUGCGGGGGCCCCUGGCGCUGCUGCCGCUGCUGCCGCUGCUGCUCGGCUGCGGGCCCCGCGCGGCCACCGGAGGCGGGGCUGGCGGCGCCGCGGGCUACGCGCCGGUGAAGUACGUGCAGCCCAUGCACAAGGGACCCGCGGGGCCGCCCUUCCGCGAGGGCAAGGGCCAGUACCUGGAAAUGCCUCUACCGCUGCUGCCGAUGGACCUGAAAGGCGAGCCAGGUCCGCCCGGGAAGCCGGGGCCUCGGGGCCCCCCUGGCCCUCCUGGCUUCCCAGGAAAACCGGGCACGGGAAAGCCGGGGCUGCAUGGGCAGCCUGGCCCCGCUGGCCCCCCUGGCUUCUCCCGGAUGGGCAAGGCUGGUCCCCCAGGGCUCCCAGGCAAGGCUGGACCCCCAGGACAGCCAGGGCUUCGGGGGGAGCCGGGGAUUCGGGGGGACCAGGGCCUUCGGGGGCCCCCAGGACCUCCUGGCCUCCCUGGGCCCUCAGGCAUCGCCGUCCCUGGGAAGCCAGGCCCCCAAGGGGUGCCGGGGCCCCCAGGGUUCGGGGGGGAGCCAGGGCCCCAGGGGGAGCCUGGGCCCCCAGGUGAUCGAGGCCUCAAGGGGGAUAAUGGAGUGGGGCAGCCAGGGCUACCGGGGGCCCCAGGGCAGGGAGGCGCCCCUGGACCCCCUGGCCUUCCUGGUCCAGCUGGCUUGGGCAAACCAGGUUUGGAUGGGCUUCCUGGGGCCCCUGGAGAUAAGGGGGAGUCAGGGCCUCCCGGGGUGCCAGGACCCAGGGGGGAGCCAGGGGCUCUGGGCCCAAAAGGGCCCCCUGGAGUGGAUGGUGUGGGGGUCCCUGGGGCAGCGGGGGUGCCAGGGCCACAGGGCCCAGCAGGGGCCAAAGGGGAACCAGGAGCCCGGGGCCUCCCCGGCCUGAUAGGCCCCACGGGCUAUGGGGUACCAGGACUGCCAGGCCCCAAGGGGGACAGGGGCCCAGCUGGGGUCCCAGGACUCUUGGGGGACAGGGGGGAGCCAGGGGAGGAUGGGGAGCCAGGAGAGCAGGGCCCACAGGGCCUUGGGGGACCCCCGGGACUUCCAGGGUCUGCAGGACUCCCUGGCAGACGUGGACCCCCAGGGCCCAAGGGGGAAGUAGGGCCUGGAGGACCCCCAGGAGUGGCUGGUAUUCGGGGUGACCAGGGACCUACUGGCCUGGCUGGGAAACCCGGGCCCCCAGGAGAGAGGGGACUCCCUGGGGCCCACGGACCCCCAGGACCAACUGGGCCCAAAGGUGAGCCGGGUUUCACAGGCCGCCCUGGGGGACCGGGGGUGGCAGGAGCCCUGGGGCAGAAGGGAGACUUGGGGCUCCCCGGACAGCCCGGCCUGAGGGGCCCCUCAGGAAUCCCCGGGCUCCAGGGCCCAGCCGGUCCUAUCGGGCCCCAGGGACUGCCGGGCCUGAAGGGAGAACCUGGCUUACCCGGGGCCCCUGGAGAGGGGCGAGUGGGGGAACCGGGAGUGGCUGGGCCCGUGGGGCCCCCGGGGGUCCCCGGCUCCCCAGGCCUCACUGGCCCUCCUGGGCCUCCCGGGCCCCCAGGGCCUCCAGGCGCCCCAGGGGCCUUGGAUGAGACUGGGGUGGCCGGCCUGCACCUGCCCAACGGCGGCGUGGAGGGCGCCGUGCUGGGCAAGGGGGGCAAGCCGCAGUUCGGCCUGGGGGAGCUGUCGGCCCACGCCACGCCCGCCUUCACCGCCGUGCUCACGUCGCCCUUCCCCGCCUCCGGGAUGCCCGUCAAGUUCGACCGGACUCUGUACAACGGCCACAGCGGCUACAACCCGGCCACCGGCAUCUUCACCUGCCCCGUGGGCGGCGUCUACUACUUUGCCUACCACGUGCACGUCAAGGGCACCAACGUGUGGGUGGCCCUGUACAAGAACAACGUGCCGGCCACCUACACCUACGACGAGUACAAGAAGGGCUACCUGGACCAGGCGUCGGGCGGGGCGGUGCUGCAGCUGCGGCCCAACGACCAGGUGUGGGUGCAGAUGCCCUCGGACCAGGCCAACGGCCUCUACUCCACCGAGUACAUCCACUCCUCCUUUUCGGGCUUCUUGCUCUGCCCCACAUAACAGCGCGGGCGCCCUGCCGCCUCGGCCGCCGCCUCCUUAGCGGUAGAGACCUCAGUUACAGGAACCUCCAUUUAAGGGAAGACACCAAAGGCUGAGCGGACGCGGAGGCAGGGGUGGCCGUGGCCAUGGCCCGAGGAGGCUGACCUGGUCUCUCCCUCCACGCGGCCCGGUGGUUUCCGGGAGGGGCUGGCCUGCGCUCCUGUCCCCCCGCGUCUGUGCCGCGCGGGCAGGGCCCCAGGACGCUCAGCCCAGUGGCCAGAGCCCCCAGCCCUCGGGUGGUGGGUGGGGAACUGCUGCUUCUCGGCUCCGGGCCGAGGGGGACGGAACCCCCGGGGAGACACGGCCCACGCCUCGCCCUCCAUGCGCGCCCUCUGCCGGGGCUCUUCCGUGCCCCUGGCUCCGCCAAAAGGGGUUUUGCAUCGGGGUGGGGGGGGAGCAAUGGGUGGGAGCAUCGAGGCGGCCCGUGGGGACACUGCCAGGACUGCAGCCCUGAGUGAUGCGCUGGCAUCACGGCAGGUGCGGGCGGGGGCCGUGGGAGGGGCGCACCCCUCUUCUGCUCCUGCUGCGACCGCAGGCGAACAACAGAGCCCGCCCCUUGUCCCAUCACCUGCGGGGGGGACGGCCCCCGGCCCCCGCUGACCCCAGCUCCCCGAGCCCGGAGCCUCUGCCCCGGCCCUCGGCCCUCAGAACAAGGUGCACACGAGCCUGGGACGCGGGUUCCCCGAGGGGCAGCCUGCGGGCUGCUUCUCCUUCCCCCUGCUCUACGCGGGGUGGGGGCCCCCGAGGCUGAGGCCUGAGGACGGGCUCCAGGGGCCCCCCCUGCAAGGAGCCGAGUCCUGAGGUUUCUGCCGGUCUCUUAGGCCUCCCCAGGCCGGGCCUGGCCCACCGCGCCCGUGGGACCCGGGUCACCCGUGGGGCCCCGUCUGCUCGGCUGCCUGCGGGGGAGACGGGGUGGCGGUGGCUUCUGGUUCAGAGCUGCGCCCCGGCCGUGCCUCCCAACCCGUGUCCCCGACGUGGGCCGCCCGUGCAUGGGGACACCCGCACAGGCUCCGGCCAGGGCUCCUGGCGAAUCCUGAUCCCGGGACCCAGGGGAACCAAGGGGCGUCGAGCCAGCCUGGUGGGGCCCUCGCUCCGCCUCCCCCGGGCCAAGGCCCUGCCAUCCGGGAGGCCGGGGAGGGGCCGCGGUGGGGAACUUCGCUCCCGGGGAGCCCGGGCUGGGGCCGGCGCAGGACUUGGUUUCUGCCGAAGGCCGUUCCACAGCCUCGCAGGAGGGGUGGCCGGGGUCCCCGGAGCGUCGGGGGAUGUCAGUCCCAUGUGUCCACUUGACGAGCUUUGAUGAGCGACGCCAAGUUUGAAUUAUGAGAACUGCAGCAGCUCGGCAUGGCCCGGGCCUGGCCCUAGGGCGUUACGUUGUUAAGAUUAAGGUUUGAAUGUUUUCCUUAGUAAUUUCAUGUCUAACUUGGUAUAGGAAGCUUUGUGCUCUGUGUAACCUGUCACAUGCCCUGUGUCACAGAAGAUUCGGAAAAAUGCACUUGGGAAUCAAAAGAAAAAAAGGGGGGGGGUACUUCUUUUUGAAAAGAAAGACAGCAGUGUUGACUGACUGUAUGGACACAACCUCAAUAAAACUUGUCGUAUAAAACA